AUGUUUUCCAAAAAAAGAAAAUUCAACGAUUUAAGCAUAAAUAAUGAAUGUAAAGAGGCUGAAACAGAAGAAGUCGGGACAAGCGAAGUUUUGGGGUUCAAAGAUAAAGUUUUCGCUGUCCUAAAGAGCCUUCGAGCAAAGUUUGUAUCUGCUUUCAAAUUACCGGCUCAGAAAAAGGCUCGGAAAGUAAGUGAUGGAUCCAGUUUGGAACAAACGGCAGAAGAGCCAAAGAAUGACCCUCACAGAAAGAGGAAGACAGAGGAAUUCUGUGAUGAAGAGAGUGUCUCAAAUAAGAAAAGAAGGACUGAAUCUGGUACUGAUGACCAAUAUGAAGCAAAACGGUCAAUCGAUCCUCUCCCAAACCAGGGAAAAAAGCGCAGCAUAUCAGAAGAGGAUUUUGAAGCUGGAAAAGUGAAAAGAUUUAAGGAAGAAAAACCAGAGAAUAAAGAGACACAAUCCACAAAUGAUAGUGGAUCAAGUGGAAUUGCCAGCCCUUUGUCCAUCAACAGGUUCCUUUUCUAUGGAGAACUUGGAGCAGGCUCCUUUGGAACGGUUGCACUGGCACAAGACAAGGUCACGGCUGAACCAGUUGCUGUGAAAAUAAUAAAAAAGGACAAGGCAUAUCCGCACCUUGUGAUGAGCGAGAGGCGAAUACUAGAGGCUGCACAGGACUGCCCCUUCCUCGUGCAUGCCAAAGCUGCCUUUCAGACGGAGGAUGACAUAUUUAUGGUGAUGGAGUACAUCCCAGGAGGAACUUUAUCAGAGCUUUUGGAUACUUUAGCUCCUCUUGAUGUCAACAGCGCACGGAUCUUGGCUGCUGAGAUAGUGUGCGGACUGAACUUCCUCCAUUCCCGUGGCAUUAUUCACCGGGACCUGAAACCAGAAAACAUUCUGAUAGACAGUACAGGCCACAUUAAGAUUGCUGAUUUUGGUCUGGCUGUAGAGAAUGUGUUUGGUGACCAAACAACCACAGGCUGGGCCGGAACAUAUAGUUACAUGGCCCCCGAGGUACUUUGGAUGGUAUAUGAUUCCUGUGUGGACUACUGGUCACUGGGAGUAAUACUACAUGAGAUGCUCACUGGGAGGAAACCCACCUUCUCCUGGUUGAGAAAGACUCUACAAUGUCCAGAGAACCUGAACCCAGAGGCAAAGGACAUUCUCAUGAAGCUGCUGACAUACUCCCCAUCCGAAAGGCGCAAUUUUGUUUGUGACAUCAAGCAGCACCCCUUCUUUAAGCCAAUUGACUGGCAGGCCCUGGAAGCUGGGAAAAUGAAGCCACCUUUCAUACCACCACCAGCAGAUGACUUUUUUGGAACUAGUUAUGAAAUCUUACCAACUUCUGAAGUAGAAGACGUGGGACAUUUAAAUCAUUUGAAAGGGCUCUCGUUUGUGUGCAAGGAGUGGAGGAAUAUCCCACCCAAUCAAUAG
Messenger RNA from Xenopus laevis (African clawed frog), 1428 nucleotides. RefSeq names its product protein kinase C delta type-like. The transcript has 9 exons. The coding region runs from base 1 to 1428 and encodes 475 amino acids. The record is from RefSeq and is a predicted model, not a curated record. NCBI's taxonomy places the organism in Eukaryota, Metazoa, Chordata, Amphibia, Anura, Pipidae.